Molecule: messenger RNA, 1210 nt
Organism: Lactuca saligna
Lineage: Eukaryota; Viridiplantae; Streptophyta; Magnoliopsida; Asterales; Asteraceae
Source: the annotation of a GenBank genome assembly
CGUUUUCUCUAUCUUUGUCCAUUUUCUAAUUGCUACUGCUUCAAACUACACCAAUCGCUUUAAUUGUUAUAAUCAGAUUUUAAAACUUCUUGAUGGAAAAUGACUUUCGUAUUAUCAUAUUUAAGAUGGAAGCAACCUGGAAGGCUGGAAGGAGUCUCAUACUCAUGUAACAAAGCUUAUAUACAUGACCCACAUGUUUGUAAUGGAUCAAACCACCUGAAAUUAACUUUCUUGAAGCACAUUCAUCUACUCUCAUGCAUAUCUCGCCCAUGAUCUGAAACCCCAUAACGUCGAAUGUCUGAUUAUCAAGGGUUUGGUAGUACGAACAGUGAAGAUCAAAACUCUAAUGGCGAUGAAAUAAGAGACAUACAUGCAUUGACCCCAACAUAUGUUCUCUCUCCACGGACUCGCCAUCCAUUUGAAUCAUCUCUAUCUAUGGCUACAAGUGAUGGAACCUCUCGUGACGAUUAUUCAAAUAUGAGUGUGACUAACAGUACGUUGGUGGUGGCAGGAUCAGCGAUAGGGAGCAUAGGAGUUGAAUACCAACGUGCGAUUGGAGAAGAUUAUGAUGUUGAUGGUAUAUUGCAUCCUUCCCUAUCGCCUGUACGUGGUAGAAAUGGGAGGGAGGUGGUGGUGCUGACGAGAAACGUGAAGAAAGAGGAGGUUGAAUCGAAGAUAAUCGCAUGGAAGAAUGCUAAGAUAUCCGAGAUUACUCACAGGUUCAAGUGUGAGGAUGCGAUAAUAAAAGGGUGGGAGAGCGAGAAGGUUCAGAAGGCUACUUUAAAGAUGAAGCAAAUCGAAAGGAAACUGGAUGAGAAGAAAGCUAGAGCGAUCGAAAAGAUGGAAAACGAGAUUGCUAAAGCUCAUCAGAAAGCAGAGGAAAGGAGGGCAUCUACUGAAUCAAUAAGAGGAACGAAGAUGGCUAGGGUUCUUGAAGUGGCUAACUUGAUGAAAGCUGUUGGAAGAUCUCCUGUUAAGAACUUCUUUUAGGUAUCAUUUUAAUUGAUUUUAAAGAUGGGGUUGUGUGGAAAUUUGUGUAAUAAGUACCCCAUAGUUAUGAGUUUCUUGGGAAUGGUUAGUAGCAAAGAGUUUCCUUCAUGUGUGGUGGAAGUUGGGAGUUGGGACUUUUCGACUGUUUGCAAAAUUGUACGUACCUUAUCUUAUAUAAAAUAAUAGAAGAUUUUAAUUGUAGUGAAAUAUAGAAGAUAGG